Oenanthe melanoleuca is the source of this 1040-nucleotide messenger RNA. RefSeq names its product SRR1 domain containing (gene SRRD). The transcript has 7 exons. Gene Ontology annotation, biological process: microtubule-based process. The record is from RefSeq and is a predicted model, not a curated record. Bases 25 to 855 code for a protein of 276 amino acids. Lineage: Eukaryota; Metazoa; Chordata; Aves; Passeriformes; Muscicapidae. Gene Ontology annotation, cellular component: cytoplasm; nucleus.
GUGACCGCGCACGUGACCGCGCGCAUGGCGGCGGCGGGAGGGUGGCGAGCGGGGCGUGCACGGCGGCGGCGGCGGCGGCGGCGGCGGGGCGAGGAGGAGGAGGAUGAUGAUGAUGAGGAGGAAGGCGGCCCCGCCACCGAAGCGGUGCUGCGGCGGCUGCGGGAGGCGCGGGACGAUCUGCUGAGCUCCGGCUUCUGGGCGGCGAGCGCCGGAGCCGUGCGCGCCCCGCUGAGCGGCCCCGCGGAGCCGCCCGCCCGCUGCGUGUGCUACGGGCUGGGCCGGUUCGGGCGCUGCCCCGCCGCGCGGUACCAGCUCGCCUUCCUGCUGCUGCUGCUGGACGAGCUGCGGGUGCCGCCCGGCCGCUGCGCCCUGUUCGACCCGGCCUUCUCGGCGCGGGAGGCGGCGGCGCUGCGAGCGCUGGGGCUGUGCCUGCUCACGGAGAAUGAGGAGGGGAAACACGGCGUGCAGGGGGCGGCCACGCUGUUCUACAUGGUGCACUGCGGGAAGGCUCUGUACAACAACCUGCUGUGGAGCAACUGGAGCCCGGCGGCGCUCUCCAAGCUGGUCAUCAUCGGGAACAGCUUCCGAGGAAUCGAGGAGAGAUUGCUGUCCAGAAUCUUGGAGAGAGAUUAUUCUUACAUAGCAAAGGUCUUGAAAGGAGUGGAGGAAGUGGCACUCCCCAGUCACCCCCGCUACCUGGACACCUUCAAUGACACCUCCGUGCACUGGUUUCCCUUGGAUAAACUGCAGGAGCUCUCCCCUGAGGUCUGGGACUUUGUAGAGGAGCCGAUGUACCAGGACUGUGAGGACCUGGAGAUCAUCAGGAAGGGGGAGGGACCUACUGCCAAGUCCUGACUGUCCCGUGGUGGCAGGGCUGGGAUCCACAUCUCUUCCCAUGGAAGCUUCUGUGCAGCUGAGAUGGAGCUCAGUAGCAACAGUGGCAUCAGGCUCUGUCAGAAGUGGCAGCACCUGAAUGCUGAGGUGAUGAGACAUUUUUGUAUCUUAUUUAAUAAAAAAAUAAAGCUGAGCUUUGACUUACA